AUGGAUAUUGAUGGAGUAAACGAUGUUCAUAUUUUAGAUCCUGAGCUCUUACAGCUUCCGGGUUUGUCUCCUUCUCCGCUCAAAGCAAGCUCUCAUAUUGCUGAUGAACUCUUCUCUCAGUGGCUUUCACUCCCAGAAACAGCCACAUUGGUCAAGUCUUUGAUUGAUGAUGCUAAAUCUGGAGGACUAACUAAUGUAUCCAAGAAUUGUGCCAGUAUCAAUGUUUCUUGUGGAAGUGUUUUGCCAGCUGUGUUUCUGAGCAGUGGCACUCCCCCACUAUCUCCGCGAAGCUCGUCUGGUUCUCCCCGUUUUUCGAGGCAUAGGACUCCAUCUCUCCAGUCUCCUCUGAGAUCAGUUAAGGAACCAAAGGAUGAGCUCAUUCCUCAGUUCUACUUCCAACACGGGCGUCCACCAGCAAAAGAACUAAAGGAGCAAUAUAAAUCCAUGGUUGAUCACUUUUUUAGUAACUAUAUUGACGGACUACAUGUGGAUGAAUUCAAAUCCAUUACGAAAGAAGUCUGCAAGCUGCCGUCUUAUCUUUCUCGUGCACUUUUCAGAAAGAUGGAUCCCAAUUGCACUGGUAUAGUUACAAGGGAUGCAUUUAUCAAGUAUUGGAUUGAUGGAAAUAUGUUAACUAUGGACACAGCCUCCCAGAUAUAUAAUAUACUAAGGCAACAGAACUGCAAGUAUCUCAGACAGGAAGACUUCAAACCAGUUCUUGAUGAGCUUCUGGCAACACAUCCUGGCUUAGAAUUUCUGAAGACUGCAAGUGAAUUUCAAGAAAGAUAUGCUGAAACUGUCAUCUACAGAAUAUUUUACUACAUCAACAGAUCUGGAACUGGUUACCUUACUUUCAGAGAGCUGAAACGCGGAAAUCUUAUUGCUGCUAUGCAACAACUUGAUGAAGAAGACGACAUCAAUAAAAUCAUAAGGUACUUCUCCUAUGAGCACUUCUACGUCAUAUACUGCAGAUUUUGGGAACUUGAUGGUGACCAUGAUUGCUUUAUUGAUAAGGACAAUCUCAUCAAAUAUGGUAAUCAUGCCCUUACCUACAGGAUUGUUGAUAGAAUAUUUUCACAGGCUCCUAGGAAGUUUACGAGCAAAGUUGAAGGGAAGAUGAGUUAUGAAGAUUUUGUAUACUUCAUUCUCGCCGAGGAAGACAAAUCUUCGGAGCCUAGUCUUGAGUAUUGGUUCAAGUGCAUAGACUUGGAUGGAAAUGAGGUGAUCACUCCAAACGAAAUGCAGUUUUUUUUCGAAGAGCAGCUGCAUCGCAUGGAAUGCAUAACCCAGGAACCUGUUCUCUUCAACGAUAUCCUAUGUCAAAUAAUUGACAUGAUUGGACCGGAGAAGGAGAACUGCAUCACCCUCCAGGAUUUGAAAGGAUCCAAACUUUCUGGCAACGUCUUCAAUAUACUCUUCAACCUUAAUAAAUUCAUGGCAUUUGAAACACGUGACCCCUUUAUCAUUCGCCAGGAACGGGAGGAUCCAAAUUUGACAGAGUGGGAUCGAUUCGCUCAGAGAGAGUAUGUGAGAUUGUCAAUGGAGGAAGAUGUAGAGGAAGUCUCAAAUGGGAGUGCAGAUGUAUGGGAUGAACCACCCGAACCUCCAUUUUAG
Arabis nemorensis is the source of this 1614-nucleotide messenger RNA. NCBI's taxonomy places the organism in Eukaryota, Viridiplantae, Streptophyta, Magnoliopsida, Brassicales, Brassicaceae. The record is from the annotation of a GenBank genome assembly.